This is a messenger RNA of Eucalyptus grandis, 2718 nucleotides long. Its product is annotated as senescence-induced receptor-like serine/threonine-protein kinase. Gene Ontology annotation, biological process: protein phosphorylation. The transcript has 14 exons. The coding region runs from base 1 to 2718 and encodes 905 amino acids. The record is from RefSeq and is a predicted model, not a curated record. Lineage: Eukaryota; Viridiplantae; Streptophyta; Magnoliopsida; Myrtales; Myrtaceae. Gene Ontology annotation, molecular function: protein binding; protein kinase activity; ATP binding.
AUGGGAAGAUCAAUGCUGCUCCUCCUCUUGUCUGCUUCCAUCGCUUCUUUAUUAGCUCCGGGAUUGAAACUGCUGGCUCUGGCCCAACAAAUUCCAGGUUUUAUAAGCAUCGACUGUGGGGCACCUAAUUCAUAUUCCAAUAGUUAUAACGACAUCUAUUAUGAGACGGACAAAGGGUUUACAGAUUCAGGAGAAAACAAGCUGGUUUCCACAGAAUACUUCGACCAAGAUUAUGUGCGACCUACCAAAAGUUUAAGGAGCUUUCCGAAUGGGACGAGGAACUGCUACACGCUUAAACCGGAUAGAGGCAAGAACAGCCUUUACUUGAUCAGGGCCCACUUUUGGUAUGGCAACUAUGAUGGAAAAAACGAAGCGCCCACGUUCGACCUACAUAUUGAUGUCAAUCAUUGGGCCACUGUCAACUUGACGACUAAUGUGUUCACGGAAAUGAUAUAUGUCCCCCGAGCAGAUUAUAUACAGGUGUGUGUUGUGAAUAUGGGAAGUGGAAUACCUUUCAUUUCAGUUCUAGAGUUAAGAGUUUUGGACAAUAGCAUCUAUGGAGUUGAAUCUGGGUUCUUGAAGGUUCGUAGGCGGUACGACAUGGGAACAGGCCCUGAAAAUGUUACAAGGUAUCCAUUCGAUGUUUAUGAUCGCAUCUGGAAGGGCAGUGAGGAUUCCUACCCGCUUUUGCCCAGCGCCGGAGCAUCUGCGACGUCCUUGUCUAACAACAGCGAUAAUUACAAGGUUCCGGGGGAAGUUCUUUUGACCGCUGUGACGGGGAGGAGGGGUAAUUCAUCCUUGAGUUAUCGUUGGACAUCAUCGACGCCAGGUACCUGGAUCUUGUACUUCUAUUUUGCCGAAAUCCAGAGUUUGCCGAGUGGCCAACAAAGGGAGUUCACAGUUUCCAUCAAUGGUAAUCAAUUCACAAAGAUUGUGACGCUCGAGUACUUAAAGCCAGUGACUAUAGUCUCCACUCCGGUUGCUGGGUCCCAUAUCAACAUGUCGAUCAUUCCCACAUCGAACGAAUCUCCAUAUCUGCCAAUCCUCAAUGCUAUCGAGGUCUAUAAAAAUCAUGGACUCCCCAACGUACAAACAGCAGAAGAUGACGUGAAAGCUAUCAAUGAUACCAAGGCAACAUAUGGAGUGAAUAAAGAGAGCUGGCAAGGUGAUCCGUGUGUCCCAAGGAACUAUACAUGGGAUGGUCUAAAUUGUAGUUAUGGAAAACUUCCAAGGAUUAUUUCAUUGAACCUGAGCUCUAGCAAUUUGAGGGGCAACAUCCAUUCUCCACUAUCAAAUCUAUCAGAAUUGGAGGCCUUAGAUCUGUCCAACAAUGAACUUACAGGAGCCAUACCAGAAACUCUGGCAAAUUUGCCGAAGUUGAGAAUUCUGAAUCUAAGCGGAAACAAGCUAAAUGGUUCAAUUCCUGAGGCUCUUAAAAGGAGGGUAACAGACAAGACAUUGGACUUGAGUUCGAGAAACGUAAAUUUACCCACUUACUUUUGUUGCGGGUUCAACAACAAUCCCGAUCUUUGCUGGGCAAGUCCUUGCCCAAAGAAGGAAGCUAAAACUAAAAACUCCAUCUUGGUCCCACUUGUUGCAUCGGUUUUAGUCGUAGUUGUAGUUUUCUGUUUGGUCACUAUUUGGAUUGAUGACCAACAAAGUGAUUGUUUCUUAGCAUAUGGAGAGCUAGGUGCCAAAACUUUAAUCCUGCCUGGAUUUUCACUUCCCAUAGGAAUGGUGAGAUUAAGAUCUUUCGAUUAUGGUGAGAUCACAAGGAUCACUAGAAACUUUGGAACAGAGAUUGGUGAAGGAGGAUUCGGGAAAGUAUAUCUUGGCACUCUAGAGAAUGGAACCAAAGUUGCGGUGAAGAUGCUCUCAAAAAAAUCAUGGCAGGGGGACAGGGAAUUUCAAGCUGAGGAGAAACACUUAAUGAUCGUUCACCAUGGAAACUUGGUUUCUCUACAUGGAUAUUGCGAUCACUCUGAAAACAGGGCAUUAGUUUAUGAAUACAUGGCCAAUGGAAACUUGCAACAGCACUUACAUGGGGACAAACCAAAUGUCUUAACUUGGAAACAGAGACUUCACAUCAUUGUAGAUGUAGCAAAAGGUUUGGAGUAUCUCCAUAAUGGAUGCGAUCCGACCAUUAUCCACAGAGACUUAAAAGCGACAAACAUCCUGCUGAAUGAAAAAAUGCAAGCGAAAAUAUCUGACUUUGGUCUCUCAAGAACAUUCAUAGCUGAGACUGAUGCUCAAGUGUCAACUUGUGCUGUUGGCACUCCUGGCUACCUCGACCCUGAUGCUCAUGUGUCAACUCGUGAUGUUGGCACUCCUGGCUACCUCGACCUUGAGUACCAUUCGACUAAAAGUUUAAACAAAAAAAGUGAUGUUUUCAGUCUUGGAAUCAUACUCCUUGAGCUAAUCACGGGACAUCCGGCAAUGAUGAUGAAGCCAGAAGGAAAUGUGCACAUACUUAAUUGGGCGAAUUCCCUUAUUGAAAGUAAACAUUUGCAGAAGAUCAUGGAUCCAAAGUUAAAAGGAGAAUUCGACAGCACAUCGGCUUGGAAAGCAAUACGGGUUGCAGAGUCUUGUACAAAACCAACUGGAGAUCAAAGGCCUGACAUAGAUCAUGUAUUGGCAGAAUUGAAGGAUUGUUUGAAAAAAGCACUGGAACCCGAAAAAAGUCCAGAAGAUGGGGAGCAAAAUGAGAAAGUCAAGUAG